AUGGCACAACGUUUCAAAUCCUUCAUCGCGUUCGGUAGUGUGCUGCUGCUGGCGGCGUCUGUUCAGGGUGCUGCCAUUGAUAAUGCGGUCACGCCCCGCAUCCACAGCUCGGAUGAGCUGAUCUCGACCAUUGUGGAUAAGUGCUUCCAUGCCAAUGCCAUGCAUUGCCUGAAGGAGAAGGUGCUCACCUAUCUGGACACGGUCGCCAACGUUGAGGAGGAGGUCAGCGGUCGCGCCUUCAAUGAUGAUGUCAUCGAUAAGGUCAUCGUCGAUCGUCUGGCACGCAUUCUGCGCACCAACGAGCUGCGUCUCCAGCUGCCAGAGACCUUCUUCGCCAGCUCAGUGAUUUCCUAUCGGUCCGAUCGUGGCUUCGACCUGGAGUUGCCCAAAGAGGAAGGCCGUGCUGAGAAGAAGAACAAGGACAAGCUCUUGCUGCCUCUGUUGCUGCUCAUGAAGUUCAAGCUGAAGGUCAUCAUGCCCAUUCUGUUGGCUCUGGUCAGUCUUAAGGCCACCAAGGCUCUGAUCCUGUCCAAGAUCGCCAUCAAGUUGGUGCUUGGCUUCCUCAUCUACAAUCUGAUCCAGAAAUUGGGUGGCAUGAAGAUGAACAUGGUGCCCAUGCCACCACCAAUGCCAGCAGCUGAAUACGGUGUGCCAAGCACCACUGCCUCCUCGUACGAUCCCAGCAGCUGGGAGCCCAUGAGCGGUGGCCCAUAUGCCCGUUGGGACUCACAGAAUCUGGCCUAUAGCUCAUAUCACCCCAGCAGCUCCUCCUCGUACAGCUCCGGCUCAUCGUCCGGUGCCUCCACCUCGUCCAGCUACAGCAACUCAUCUUAGAUCUUAGAUCACACUGCCGCUGUUAAUGU
This is a messenger RNA of Drosophila arizonae, 863 nucleotides long. It is a transcript of the gene Osi20, whose product is annotated as DUF1676 domain-containing protein Osi20. Gene Ontology annotation, cellular component: membrane. The record is from RefSeq and is a predicted model, not a curated record. Lineage: Eukaryota; Metazoa; Arthropoda; Insecta; Diptera; Drosophilidae.